Molecule: messenger RNA, 474 nt
Organism: Lathyrus oleraceus (garden pea)
Lineage: Eukaryota; Viridiplantae; Streptophyta; Magnoliopsida; Fabales; Fabaceae
Exons: 1
Coding region: 1-474 (157 amino acids)
Molecular function (GO): nucleic acid binding; RNA-DNA hybrid ribonuclease activity
Source: RefSeq, a predicted model, not a curated record
AUGCGCUUUGAAUUUCCCGAUGAAGAGAUCAUGUUGCUCAGGGAUUGCAACAUCCCCGACCCUGAGGAAGGACCCGAGCCUAGGUCCCAUUGGACUUUGGUUUUUGAUGGAGCUUCUAACACUCACGGUAAUGGCAUUGGAGCAGUUAUCACCUCCCCAACUGGUUUUCACCUCCCAUUCACUGUUAGGUUGUGUUUUAAAUGUACAAACAAUAUGGCGGAGUACGAGGCUUAUAUCUUCGGUAUUGAAGUCACGAUUGAUCUUAAGAUCAAAAUCCUUGAAGUCUACGGAGAUUCAGCCUUGGUGAUUAGCCAAGUCAAAGGAUAUUGGGACACUAAAGAUCACAAGAUCAUCCCCUAUAAGGAGCAUGUCUUAAAACUAGUCCCUUACUUUGAUGAGAUCACAUUCCAUCACAUUCCUCGAGAGGAGAAUCAGAUAGCCGACGCAUUGGCAACUUUAGCGUCCCAUGUUUAA